This is a messenger RNA of Paramormyrops kingsleyae, 2993 nucleotides long. RefSeq names its product E3 ubiquitin-protein ligase MARCHF9-like. Gene Ontology annotation, biological process: protein ubiquitination. Gene Ontology annotation, molecular function: ubiquitin-protein transferase activity; zinc ion binding. Lineage: Eukaryota; Metazoa; Chordata; Actinopteri; Osteoglossiformes; Mormyridae. The record is from RefSeq and is a predicted model, not a curated record.
CUGGUCCAGACCAAAGGAGCACCAUCGAUUUUCAAAUCAAGCCUGAGCGCUUCGGGGAGGGGUGAACUUACCGGGACGGAUCAAGGGAUUAAACAAGUGUAAAAUGCUGACAGAGAAAAAGCGCCCCGCAGUGGGAUGAGGGCAGUUGUAAUGGGGAAGGUUUCUGUGGCAAACUUUUGUGAAAACGUGCAUAAAUGCACAUUAAUUGGUUGGUUUAUUUAUUUAUUGAUAGGUUGAAUAAUGUAAGUUUUAAACCUAAUUAUUGUUAUUUGGAACUCUGGAAGAUACUGACUGUAGUGUUCAGAAAAACAAUUAAGCACAUUCAUGCACACACACGGACACACAGAGAGACACAGAGGGGGACACACAACGACACACCCAGAGACACGCAAACGGGGCUCAGAGGCACCGCUGAGACCUGCCGGGUCGCACCGCAUGUGACUGCAUGCGUCAUAUCAGGAUCAGCACCUCGGACAGCAGGAUCCCCCGGCCGAGGAGGAAAGCGAGAAUAUCGAAGGAGGGGAAGCGGAGGGAGAGCGGCUUCAACGAGCAGCCCACCGCAAACGGGCGCACUGUCUAAGCUGCUGUCAUUACGCUUCCCGCCGCGGCUGCAUCCACACCUCGGGCUGCGAUCCCGACUGAUACAGCGAUCCGCGGCACGCCAGCUCCUCCCGAGGAGGAGAAGCGGAGGGAAAGCCAUGGAUGUGCAGUGUGGGGAUGUUUUCUGUUUUCGAAACGUUUAAAUGCGGACAGAAGUGGUGUGAAACCGAAUCGGUGCGGGACGGAUCCUGAAGGCAUCUCCCGAAGCAACACGGAAUUAAUGAUGAAAUGACAACCGGGCUACCGCCGACAUGCAGACAAAAGAAACCCGCCGCCGCUAACGCGUCCUGUCGGAUUAUGCUGUUGGAGAGAACUGCGCCCAGAUAUGACCGUGUGGAUGUACUGUUACCGCGCUGUUUCCCCUUUUUAAAAGUCCUCGCACGGCUCCUGCGCCCGGCUGCGCCCCGUUUCUCUCCUCCUCCGCCGCCUUGCGAAGCACCAGACGGACCUGCCGUGUCGAACCCGGGACAGUGUGUCCGCCGGGCGGCCGCCGGGGUCCGGGGCGCCGAUCCCUGAAGCUCAGCGAAAAUAGAAGAGACGAGCUGUCACUCUCCUUUUGCUUUUAAAAGCCGCUCCCUUUAUGUACUUUAUGUACUAACGCCAUCAGAGGGCAAAACCACUGCAAACAUGCUCACUUUCUGAAUCUCCUAUUACUUAGCCUAUACUUUUCACGCUUUUUUUGUAGCUGUUAUGCUUAUGUAUUAAUAUAAUAAAUCCAUAACAUCUACAGACGAAUAAUAAUAAUAAUAAUAAUACUGCUUGCAAAACUCAGGAGCAUCCGGAGUAUCGGACAGAAGUCGCAUCUUUUUAAAAUUGAUAUCAUUUCAUAGAUCGAAUAUCUAUAAAUAAUCAGUCAUGUUCAAGUACCGGAUCCGCAUGUUUUUCAACGAGCUGAAGGUGCUGGUCUUGAUGCGGUCCGACCGCCGGACCGACGCGGGCUCGCAGGCGCUGGGGAUGCGCGGCUGUGGCUGGCCGCCGUUCCCCGGCUGCUCCCCCCGGGAUGAUGAGGAGGAGUACUACGGGACGGAGCCGCGUCCGCGGAGCCUGACGUUUGAGGAAGGGGAGCCCCGGUUGCCGCCGGGCCUGGACGAUGUAUCGAUGAGCAGCGGCAUGGACGGCUUGCGGUGCCGGAUCUGCUUCCAAGGACCCGAGCAGGGGGAGCUCCUGAAUCCAUGCCGCUGUGACGGCUCGGUGCGCUGCACCCACCAGCCCUGCCUCAUCCGCUGGAUCAGCGAGCGCGGCUCCUGGAGCUGUGAGCUCUGCUACUUCAAGUACCAGGUGUUGGCCAUUAGCAUAAAGAACCCGCUGCAGUGGCAGGCCAUCUCCCUGACGGUGAUUGAGAAGGUGCAGAUUGCCGCCAUCAUGCUGGGCUCCCUGUUCCUCAUCGCCAGCAUCUCCUGGCUUGUCUGGUCGUCGCUCAGCCCGUCCGCCAAGUGGCAGCGGCAGGACCUGCUGUUCCAGAUCUGCUACGGCAUGUACGGCUUCAUGGACAUCGUGUGCAUUGGCCUCAUCAUCCACGAGGGAUCUUCUGUGUACCGAAUAUUCAACCGCUGGCAGGCUGUCAAUCAGCAGUGGAAAGUGCUGAACUAUGAAAAGUCUAAAGACCUGGGAGACCCCUCCAGUUCUGGGGGCAAGUUCGGGGGGAGGGGCUCUCACCGGAACCCCCAAGGUUCGGCCAAUGGGAGCUCGGAGAUGGGGCGGGGCCAGCGCGUCAGGACUAUUCUGCACGACCACUGCGGCUACACCAUAAUGCACAUCCUGAGCCAGCUGCGGCCCACAGACCCCCGCGUCAGUGCUGCUGCCAACCGGGAGGUGGUCAUGAGGGUCACCACCGUGUGAGGAGCGGGCACACGGCCAGGAUGGCGUGGGGGGGGGCUGGGACAGCGCUGCAGGCGCAAGAGCCUUCCCUGUUAACAGAUAAACAGGACAGAACCAUUUUUCUUCAGGAUAUUAAAACUUUUCCGAUCUUGACUCAGAAAAGCAAAGAUCAUGUGCAGAAACGUGUAUAAACUGUAUAUAUAUAUAAAAAAAAACGACAAAGGACCAGAAUACUAUUUAUCACUGGCGUUUUAAUCUUUGCUUUUCUUUUAUAUGACGUUAUUUGUACGGGUUUCGGUUUUAUAAUGUUUUCGGGAAAAUAACGGUCUCAUACACUCCAGGUGCACAGUGCCCGCGGCGCAUAGGUGCCGUGAGUCCGCUGGUCUCCAGCAGGGGGCGGACCUGCGACCCGCAGUGACCGCUGCAGUGUGGGGACAGCGCGCCUCUGUUCCGGUACAUCUCACGGGUUACGCUCUGGCUCUCACUGUGUCCCGCGUCGGAGGCAGAAUCCUGCCGCAUUCCUGUCUCACUGCAGAUACCGGCUGCUUGUCUGAAUAAACGGUAUGUUUUUGCCA